Messenger RNA from Leishmania braziliensis MHOM/BR/75/M2904, 417 nucleotides. RefSeq lists its product as hypothetical. Lineage: Eukaryota; Euglenozoa; Kinetoplastea; Trypanosomatida; Trypanosomatidae. Gene Ontology annotation, molecular function: molecular adaptor activity; guanyl-nucleotide exchange factor activity. Gene Ontology annotation, biological process: positive regulation of TOR signaling; cellular response to amino acid stimulus. The record is from RefSeq and is a predicted model, not a curated record. Bases 1 to 417 code for a protein of 138 amino acids. The transcript has a single exon. Gene Ontology annotation, cellular component: Ragulator complex.
AUGCUAUGCGCGUCUGACCUCAACGGCGUCAUGAACAGCGCCGUCGGCGACGGCGUUCUCAUGGCGCUCUUGCUUGACGCAUCCGGGAACGCCAUCGCCACCGCCUUUGCCGGCUCCGCUGCGCAGAAGGACAUCAUGUACGCGCCAGUGGUCGCAGCCACUGCGAAUAUGUGGCGCGCAUAUGCUCGCAGCGACCUAGCAGUGAACAAACUCAACCUUGAACUGGAGACCGAAUCGCUGGAGCAAGUGAUCGCGAGCUUCCCAGACAAAAAGAUUUGCGCCAUGUCUGUUGCGGACACAGCAGUUGUGUCACUCAUGUCAGUGGACAAGUCCGUGACCGAGGGCUUUCUCAAGCUCAAGACAGCUGCCCUCCAGCGUAAGCUGGACGGUCUGCUGCGGCCUGUCAUGGCAGUGUAG